GAAGUCACUUUAUCUCUUCCCGUGGAAAAAGACUGUUCAUCUCUCUCAUUUCGUACAAAAAGCCUCAUCAUGCCUGGAGAAUAUAUGCAAAGUAUCAAGGUAGCCCUAGCUUUUAUAGGUUGCUCUUUUGCUGCCGGAACUGUUUGGUCUGAUUGGAUCUAUGAUUACCCUGUUUUGCAACAUCAACCUGGAGCUGUCGAAGCUGCUGCUGAGCACUACUACCGAAGAGCUGUUGUUGGUGGGUUGAACUACGAGCGCUUGCCUUUGAUUCCAGUCAUGCUUGCUGUCAUUGGACUGAGUGCCGGUCUCACUCUUAUGGAAGAGCACAACUUACUUUUCGACGGUGUUUGUACAUUGGCUCUCAUUAUGGCUGUUUCAACGUACUCGACCUCCAUUGCACCAGGAUUGAAGUCAUUAGCUGAAACCGGAGUCAAGGGAAUGACCUCUGCUGAGGAUGCUCAAUCUUUGUUCGAAAUUACUACCAAGAUAGCCGCUGGUAACACCAUUAUCGUAUACAUUGCAGGAGGUAUUGCAUUAUUGCAGUUCAUUCAUUUCGUCCUUCUCAAAGUUUGGGCCAACAAUGAAAAGAAAGCCGCUUUGCAGGAAGGUACUUCUAAGAAGAAGUCUGAGUAAAAGCUUAUAGACUUGGCUACGUGGAGAGACCCAUAUAUGAAAAUUGUAAUCUAACAUCGUCUGGGGACUACCCAUUCGUUUAUCAGAGCCCUGCUUCAAAUAAUCAUUUAAAGCCCUAAAAAAAAAUAUGUUGGAAAUGAACUGUGAGAAAUUCGUUACAUUUUGACAAGUGAUUGCGGGUGCAAACUCCGCAGAUCCUCGGUCUUUCUAAUUGAUGCAAAUGUUCCUGCUCAUGCUUGCGUAUUUUAUUGUGAAGCUUUUUUCCACAUCUACAUUCAAGUUUUUGCUAAAUGGUUUUGAUGAUUGAUGCAUCUAUAGUGCAAAAUUUUGGAGCUUAUACCGACCAUACCCUAAA
This is a messenger RNA of Umbelopsis ramanniana AG, 988 nucleotides long. RefSeq lists its product as uncharacterized. Bases 70 to 633 code for a protein of 187 amino acids. Gene Ontology annotation, cellular component: endoplasmic reticulum membrane. Gene Ontology annotation, biological process: endoplasmic reticulum to Golgi vesicle-mediated transport. The transcript is spliced from 5 exons. The record is from RefSeq and is a predicted model, not a curated record. Lineage: Eukaryota; Fungi; Mucoromycota; Umbelopsidomycetes; Umbelopsidales; Umbelopsidaceae.